AUGUUCGACAUCACGGGCCCCGCCGCCGAGGCCGGCAUGUUCGGCUACGCCAAGGUGGGGCAGCUCACCUCGGGCAUCCACAUGCGACUGCGCGCUCGAGCCUUCGCCUUCCACGACCCCGAGUCCGGCAACCACUCGGCGUUUGUAUGCGCCGAGCUCGGCCUCGUGUCCGAGUGGGUCACGCAGACGGUCGUGGCGCGGCUCGAGACGCACCCGGAGCUGCCGCGGGGCGCGUACAGCCGCCAGAACGUCAUGAUCAGCGCCACCCACACGCACUGCUCGCCCGGCGGUCUGUCGCACUACUUCAUCUACAGCGUCCACCCGCCGCUGCACGGCGCCGACAGACAGAACUUCGAGUGUGUCGUCUCCGGCAUAGUGGAGGCGGUAGUGAGAGCGCACAGGAACCUCCAGCCAGCGGUGAUCAGAGUAGCCACAGGAAUCUGUCUUGGGGCAUCGGUGAACCGGUCCACAGACGCCUACAUGGCCAACCCAGAGCACGAACGAGCUCAGUAUGAGCACGACACGGACAAGACCAUGACGCUGUGGAGGUUCGACGCUCUGGACGGGUACCCCAUUGGGAUGAUCAACUGGUUCGCGGUGCAUCCCACGAGUAUGGGCAACUGGUACACGCUGAUCACGGGGGAUAAUAAAGGAUACGCGGCCUACGAGUUCGAGCGUGAGCAGGGCACUAAGCACUUGAUGGACCGCCCCAGAGCGUUCGUCGCGGCGUUCGCUCAGAGUAACGAAGGAGAUGUGAGCCCCAAUAUUUGUGGACCGAGGAACCCGUGCACGGAACACAAGGACUUUGAGCGGAUGGUGACAGUUGCGAAUGCGCAGCUUGACUGCGCCAGGAAAUUGUAUGCUGAAGCGUUGGAGACGCCCGCGAUUGCGGGUGGUAUCAAGUUCGCGCAUCAAUACGUGGAUUACUGCAGUAUUCAGCUCCAGAAACGCUGGCAAUUGAACGCCGAGUGCCCCACAUCAACGUCAUCAGGAUGUAUUGGGGUAUCGAUGGUCAGUGGCACUGAGUUCGACGGACGAGGCGUGCCUGCAGUCAAAGAAGGGAUCCGGUGGGGAACGUACCCGAAGUGGACAACGCUGCCGGAACUCCAGUCGCUGCAGAAGGAGAAGCCGAUCAUCUUCCCUACAGCGCGCUACGGCAUGUCCCCGAAAGUACUGCCGCUGCAAAUGUUUUCCAUCGCUGACUGCCUGCACAUCGCAGCAGUUCCGUUCGAGAUGACUACAAUGGCUGGGAGGCGCCUACGAGCUUCGUUGGCUUUAUCGCUUCACGAGUUGCUGCCUGGCAUCAAGAGCAUCCACGAGCCGGUGAUCGCUGGACUUAGUAACGCUUACUGCGGCUACAUGACAACGCGAGAGGAAUACGCCGUACAGAGAUACGAAGGUGCUUCAACACACUUCGGACCCAACCAGCUCGUUGCUACGUGUCAGCAAUUCGAAUUGCUCGCGACGGCCAUGCACGACAAGCCUUCAAACAACAUCAAGGGGAUGGGGGUGCUAGACUACAAUAUCCCAGUGAUUCACGACGGCGUGUUGGCUGGCGUGUCAUUUGGUACUGUGGUUGCUGGCUUUGAUGCCUUGAACGCGUAUGGAUGGGGAUCCACGGUGAAAGUGUGUUUCCACGCAGCUCACCCAAAGAAUAAUCUGCGAACUCAAGGCACAUUUUUAGAGGUGCAGCGGUGGAUGUCGGACAGCAGUCGCGGUGACUCUGGAGGGGUCUGGGUUAUCCAUGCCGACGACGGUGACACCAACACCACUUUCAAAUGGGAGCGACAGGGUACCUUCCGAUCCGUGGUAACCAUCGAGUGGCUCAUUCCUGAAACCACACCCAAGGGAAAAUAUCGUAUCAAAGUGAAUGGUGACUGCAAACACUUCGUCUGGAGAACCGUCACCCCGUAUUCGGGCGUGUCGUCGGCGUUCCAGGUUGUUGGUCCCGGUGCACCUGCCUAA
Phytophthora sojae is the source of this 1965-nucleotide messenger RNA. RefSeq lists its product as hypothetical. The record is from RefSeq and is a predicted model, not a curated record. Bases 1 to 1965 code for a protein of 654 amino acids. Gene Ontology annotation, cellular component: extracellular region. NCBI's taxonomy places the organism in Eukaryota, Oomycota, Peronosporomycetes, Peronosporales, Peronosporaceae. Gene Ontology annotation, molecular function: N-acylsphingosine amidohydrolase activity. Gene Ontology annotation, biological process: sphingosine biosynthetic process; ceramide catabolic process; long-chain fatty acid biosynthetic process. The transcript has 2 exons.